GGAUCUCGGCGUGGGCGGCAGCAUGACCGAGAAGGAGAGCGGCCGCCUCGCCUCCCAGAUCCGGAGGCUCUACGGGGCGAACCGGCGAGCCGCUCGGCCCUUCUGGCUGUGCCUGACGGAGUUCGCGGCCGGGACGCCGAUCUACGAGCAGUGCUUCCGCAUGAACGACGGCUUCGCUGGAUACCUGAUGGAUACAACUCCAGAGAGUUACCUGGACCUGUUUCCUUUGGAGGCCAUUGUUUAUCUCACUCCUGACUCUGAGAAUGUCCUUGAAGACAUCGAUCCGGACAAAGUGUACGUGCUGGGAGGGCUGGUGGAUGAGAGCAUUCACAAGGAGCUGACCCUGCGGAGGGCACGGGAGCAGUGCCUGCAGACAGCCCGGCUCCCCAUCCGCGAGUACAUGGUGAAAGCCCCCAAUUCCAGGAACUACCACUCCGAGACGCUGGCCAUCAACCAGGUCUUCGAUGUCCUGUCCACCUACUAUGAGACACGGAGCUGGCCAGCAGCUCUGCGGGCUGGAGUUUCUUCUGGGAAAGGCUACGUGCUACCGGAUACAGCGGAACAGGUGGAAACACCCCAGUGCGCCACUGCUGCCCAAGAAAACUCUUUAUUUUGUGCUGAGGAGCUGCAUAGGCAGGAAGCACCAGCGUGACUGUGCCCAGGAGACAGCUGUUUCCAGCAGUGUGAGGGCCUUGUUGGAGCAACACCUUCUACCUCAGGAAUGCAGUACUAGACAUUCCCUGUGCCCCUGAGCAGGAAAGAAAAGCUGGUGGAGCCUGGAAUCAAGUGAAAACUGACAGGAAUUCAGUUUUGCUUCUUUGCAGCUGUUUGUGACUCCUGCACCUACAUAUGUGCUGGGAUGGGGAGGAGAGCUUUAAGGUGUUUUCCUCAUUUUAUUGAAACAGAGAGUAAGGUGAAGUUAGGAUUGCAAAGCAUAUGGGCAAGGAAAACCCCCUACCAUGGGACAGGACAGUGCUGUUCCUGCAGGAGAAUGCGGGAUGGGGAGCUGCUCCCAAGGACACUCUGUCCCAACAGCUUAAAUGCAGUGAAGACUAGGUGAGUUGUCGAAGCCUUUGGCUAGUUGUACACAUCUAAUAUAAAAUGUAAGGUUUAGAUCCCCA
Parus major (Great Tit) is the source of this 1121-nucleotide messenger RNA. It is a transcript of the gene TRMT10B, whose product is annotated as tRNA methyltransferase 10B. Gene Ontology annotation, biological process: tRNA N1-guanine methylation. Lineage: Eukaryota; Metazoa; Chordata; Aves; Passeriformes; Paridae. The record is from RefSeq and is a predicted model, not a curated record. Gene Ontology annotation, cellular component: nucleoplasm; nucleus. The coding region runs from base 23 to 652 and encodes 209 amino acids. Gene Ontology annotation, molecular function: tRNA binding. The transcript has 6 exons.